AUGGACUGCAUCAUCCCUUUCGGAAACCUGAAGCAUCCAUCCGGCUCGCGACGGCUGCCACCGUCGCUGCGUCUCUGCGAUUGGCAUCCACUCUGCAGAGAUCCCUCUAGAGCGACGCCGACACCGCAUCCCGAAUAUUUUAUCCUUCGGUCCACCAUCUGCUUGCGACGCAGACUUCGGAGCAGACACGAUCCCGUUGGAGAUGCUGGUGGCUGCGAUAUUGGCCUAGUCACCACUGAAUCUCUUCAACGCCCUGGUCGUCCUCCUUAA
Messenger RNA from Colletotrichum siamense, 270 nucleotides. RefSeq lists its product as uncharacterized. The transcript is spliced from 2 exons. Lineage: Eukaryota; Fungi; Ascomycota; Sordariomycetes; Glomerellales; Glomerellaceae. The record is from RefSeq and is a predicted model, not a curated record. Bases 1 to 270 code for a protein of 89 amino acids.